This is a messenger RNA of Aplysia californica (California sea hare), 5490 nucleotides long. RefSeq lists its product as uncharacterized. Gene Ontology annotation, molecular function: telomeric repeat DNA binding; single-stranded DNA binding. The record is from RefSeq and is a predicted model, not a curated record. NCBI's taxonomy places the organism in Eukaryota, Metazoa, Mollusca, Gastropoda, Aplysiida, Aplysiidae. Gene Ontology annotation, cellular component: CST complex. The coding region runs from base 121 to 3213 and encodes 1030 amino acids. Gene Ontology annotation, biological process: telomere maintenance via telomere lengthening; positive regulation of DNA replication. The transcript has 21 exons.
GAAAGUAAGAAAGUGAAAGUACAGUAUUUGUUAGCAGAGAGGCAGAUUUGAAAUCCGACACAGGUGACGAAGGAAGUUUCAGAGGUAGCAGGAUCCUACUGCUCUUUGGCACAGCACAAUAUGAUUUUGUCAGCUAAGGAUGCCUUAGUUUUGGCAAGGAACAGGGACAAGCUGCCAAAGAAAGUUUUUGUGACUUUGACUGGCACAGUUACAGCACAGAGUGAAAUAAUAAGGAUGAAGCCUGGCUAUCUGUUCAUCAUUGAAGUAGAACAAAAACUUACCAUUCUUGUGAAGGAAUGUGUCUCGACAUGGUUUCAAGGCAUCAUACCUACAAAAUCCUAUGUUUUCAAGGACCUUCGUCUUACCACACUGAAAAAGGGUGUUGCUUCUCCAUGCCCUGUGUUUGCAGUACAGGGAGUAAGUUCUUUCUGUGAAGCUGACAGUGUUGAGAAAUUCGACACAGUGUCACUCGAGGAAUGGCUUCAAGGUACAUGUCCGGGGCAGCAAGUCUCUUUUGAUGAUCAGAUUUGCAGUGAUGAGCCAGAACACCUUGCUGCUGACCUUGUGAGCUACCAGGGUCGCAUUUCAUCAGUUCAUGAUGCGAAGUAUGGCAUAUACGGCCUGGAUGACAAAAUCAAAUUGGUCUUGUACACAAUCACCAACCGGCACAUUGGGUGUGAACUGGUACUGAACGAUGAAGUCACAAUUUACAACGCACAUCUGAUCAAGGAACGUCAUCAAAUCACCUUGGUAUGUUGUGUCAAAAGCUGCAUAAAAAUCAACAGUUUGUCCAGUGGAUCUUCCCACUCUGACCAAGAGACAAGCAGAAAGGAUCCAAUGAAAGAAGACAAAUCGACCAAAAGCUAUGACCUGACAGUAUUUAGUUUAAAUUUGAAAGAGACUGAUACAGUAGCGCAGUUGAAGAAGGAACUCAGUCGAAAGGGCAGGUGCACUGAUUCACAAGACAAGAUUAUUUCAUGUUUCUUGAGAAGUGAUCUCUGCCCUGGUGUACAAGAAGACAGGUUCACACCUUUAGAUAUUUUUAUUCAGCAACAUGACGUGGCAUGUCCCUUUUUACCAUCAAAGAAGGAUCUAUACAGGCUUCCAGAGAUCUUGGAGCUUGCUAGUGAAGUGGAAAAGAUAAGUACCCAGAGAAAGUAUCUUGCACCUGAAGAAAGCAGCAGCAAAAAAUCUUCACAUUUGAGAGAUACUGCCUCGGUUAGCAGAGUUCACAGUUAUGAAGAAAAUGAGGUUUUCUUUGGCUCAAUAUCUGGCUCUGCCUCAGGACCUGCAUUGUUCAGCGAUGGUCACAAGUCUCUGCCCGUCGUUCUCCUACUUCAAAAUGUUCUUAGGGAUACUCAGAGUGCUGUGAAAGACUUGUCCACGGACAGUUGGAAUCAAGUGAACAUUGAGGGGCACUUAGGGAAGAUACACACAUGCUCACAUAGGUGCUAUCUGUCUCUUGAACCUAAAAAUAUGAUCAGAUGUCCCAUUCUCAGUUCAGGCAUAGCUGGAAAACUGAUAUGUGUGAAAAACUGUAUUCUUGUGGUGGAAGAACCUGGGGGGACCUUCGUAAAUCCGGCACAUGCCAGAGGACAGGAAGGCAAACCUUCCUCUUUUGUGUACAUCGCCUUUUGUUUGUUGGACUGUGCUUUGGUGGAAAAGAUGUCGGAGAACAUUGCAGAGAAAAAAUGGUUACCUCUACAGUCCAAAGAAGCAGCCCUGUCAGAAUGGCUCUUUGAGGAGGAGAACUCUGUUUCAUGUGUUCUGUAUGUGUCAAAGAAAUUGCCAUUAGUAGUGGAUGAAGAGAGAAAGGGUAAUAGAGAACAGUUUGUUUUCAAACUAGAAGGCUGUUUGUUUAAACCUGUGACUGGUAAGAGGAAACUAGAAGCGUCUUCUGAUAAAAAAGUCGCCCUUUCUGCUCAGAGGUCUGUCACAUUUUGUCUCUCAAAGAAGGCUUCACGGUGGCAUAGUUUUAUCUCUUCUGGAGAGAUGUAUAGACUUUCUGCUCCUAAAUCUCAAAAUGGAAACUGUGCAGAUUUUCAAUCCACCUUUUUAAGUAAGGAACAUGAAAAAGGAAUGCGUAUGCACAAUGUGACAUUGGAAAUUGCAGUUUCCUCAGCAGUUAACCUGGUCAGGAUCAACCCAGGAUCCUGGCACUUGGACAAAAGUGUUAUGAAGUUUCCAGAAUUUGCAACGGUUUCGCAGGUUCAGGUUGGAUUCCCACAGUCUGUUGUGUCAUUUCUAGGAGUGAUAAUCAAGAAAGAAUACAUUGACCCUGGUUUUCAAGAUUUCAAUGGCCCUGUCAUAAAAAAUGUCAAACUUGAGAUAGUAGGCAUUGACCUGAGAUGUGAUGGAACAAGUGGGGAUGCUUCGCCUUUGAGUAUCUAUGUUGAUGGCUGGAGAAAACCGUACAUUGUUGGCCUUGUACCAGGAGCUGUGGUUGAAUUCAUCCAUCUUCAACGAAAAGUUUCAAAGAAAACAGGGAAUGCAUACUGUCGAUUCCAAGAUGUUUCGACUUUUAAAGUCAUCACAAUGCUGGACACUCCCAUUAUUGAGAGAAUUUUAAGUUCUUUAGAACACAGUUGGGAAGAUUGCUUUGAUACUGCUUCAAGAGAGCUCCUCAUCAAUUUGUGGACUGGUGACGUUCAAGAUAAAAAAGCUGGACAGGAAUGGCUCAUUCAAUGCCACAUCGGCUUUGUGUUCAAACUGUCUAUCAAGUGUGUGUGCCGUCGGUGCAAGGGCGUGUUCCACAGUGGCAUGUGUCAGAGCCGAGGGUGUGGGAACGUGUCCAUGUCCGAAAUCGUUGCCAAUGCAAGUGUUUUAGUGGAUGACGGAUCAUGCCAGGCCUGUGUCAAACUGUGGAGCGUGGACCACGUUCGCCAGCUUCUCACACUGACAGAGUCCCAGUGGAGUGACGUUGUGGCUGGGGUGGAAGCUCAGGGAGAGAUUUUACUCACAAAUAACAAUCAGUGGAGCUGUCUGUCUGCCAUUGAGCAUUUCUUAUGCCAGCUUGUCAGGAGUCUGCUUGUCUUGCGUCCUUGUCUUAUGGUGGUGAAGCGAAGUGAACACUCUCCAAAUGCUGCAAGUGUUAAUGCCAUGCCAGUCCAAGACUUCCAGAAGAAAGAGGUGAAAAUAGGUUAUGGUUCCUGCAUGACACUGACAUCUCCAUUGCAGUUUGUGAACUGUGUCGGAAUCAGAGACAUUUGUUGACAGAUCAGUGGGUUUGGACAAUGACACUUUGUGAGUGAGUUGUGCUGACGAUGGAGAUUUUAAAAAAUGUUGACAAGUGGGUUAAUAUUUUUAGGAAGACUGUAAUUCGUAAUUUAGAGACCAUGUAUUGGUGGGUGUAUGUACAAAGGCUGCCUCUUUAUAUAUAUAUAUAUCUACGAGAGAACCUGUACUUAUUUGUCGGUUUGCCCAUUCCCUGUUUGUUUUUGUAGCAUUUAAUUUUUAAUUUCAUAUUUAUAUUUUACUUUUAGUCUGGUAUAUUGCCUUACUUAAUGGAAGAUUGAUCAGCGAUAGAAGUGCUAUGUUUCUAAGCUUUGACUUGUCUUAUGCAUAUAUGUCAACACUGCGACAUGUGUCUUUCAAUGUGUCUCCCAUUAUUCUGUAACAAUGACCUUGAUGGGACUGGGGUGUACAGACAGGUCUGUGCCUUGAAAUAAACAAAUAAGCGAAUGAUGAACAUUUAAAUGGUGCUCACUAUAUGCAUUUAUUGAGUCCAAACCUGCUAUGUAUCUAAUACAGAUUUGCACAGUUUGCUAUUUGAUUGCCUAGAGUGUAAGUGCACUUAAUUUUUUCUUAUCCACCCUGGCAAACCAAUAAAUGAAAUGUUUUGUGAGGUGAAUGGACUAGUUUUGAUACACUGAAAUUUUGCUCGAGGCUGCUACUGGUACCGGGCACAGUUUAUGCCAGUUUUCCCAACAUUUAUUGAUAUGAUUUUGUGCUGUUACUUUUGUUUGCUGGAUUAAUGUAUGAGGUUUAUGAAGCAUGGAAUUUCCAUGUAGCUUGUGCAUUUCCUCUUGCAAAUCCUCCUUUUGACACUGUCUGACCUUGAGUCUUUCUUCUGUCCUGAACAAAUGUCAGGAAAAUGUUUGAAUCUUUGAAUGGAGAAAAAUGUUAAAAACGGUGGUUGUGAUUGUAUACCUGAGUCUUUCAUUUAAAGUUGAUGAUAUUUUUAUUAUUAUAAGAAUGGUCACAUUUGCAGAUAUUGAUUUGUUGGAUUCGAUUUUGUGUCUUUCAAGCUUGACGAGAUGUCAUAUAUUGCAGUUAUUGCCCUUAUAUCUGUUCAGAAAUGUUCAGCAUUUACUUGCUUUUGUAGCUGUAGUCUUUGACAAAGCUACACAUUUGCUCCCCCUAGAACUUCAGGAUUAAAGUUGAAGGAUGAAAAAGGAAUGCAAGUGAAGUUUGAGAAAUAGAAAACAUUUUGUUAUCAAAAUAAGGUAACAUUUAGAGAGUUUUCCUCAAGUAAAGUGGGUGUAAGUGAGAAGUUGCUCAAGGAAUUAUUGAAUGAUGAUGGAAUAAUUUACCAGGUCUUUAGGUAGUAAUAGAUUACUAAAUGUGUUGAUACUGAUUAUGUGUUAGGGUUUUGUAAAGUCAUUGAACUUCUGUCAUCCUGGUUAUUGUUCUAGAAAUGUGAGAAAAAGUUUGUCAAAGUUUUAUUUUAUACUCAUUUAUAAUUGUUAGAAAUGACAAUGUCCUGUGAAAUUGUAAAGACAAUAUUUAUAACUUUGUUUUUUUUUAUGGUACACCUUUAUCUCCUAUUUAGGUUCUCCAGUCUAGUCACUGUUAGUUACAAACUUGACACAGAUGCAACUGGUUUGGAGUUAAACCUGUUUGGAAUUAGCAUUUUUUAAAAAUAGGAAAAUGACCCUUUCUCAGACCACAAGAGACUAAAGUAAGCACACAAAAUUGCUUGAAGGGCAGAUAAAACUGGACCCCUACUUGAUAUUGAACAGUAUUGUAUGUUGUGUGUAAAGCCUAUUUCUGACGCUUGUUGAGGUGGAGCUUCUUCCACCUUAUUUUGCUCACAGUUAACACGGAGCCCAACAUGGACCUUAGACAAAGCUUAUAAAAGUCUUGGUCUUUUAAGAUAUUUUAUUUUUUUAGGUAAAGUGAACUUCAUCUUUACUAAUUUUACGCAACUGUAAACUAGUCAGGUAUAUAGAACAGAUAUCAUUGAAACAAUUUGCCAAACAAAAGGAAAUGUAAAAGUCUAAGGUGAUUAUUAGUUUGAAUUUUUGAGAUUGGUGAGGGCCUUGGAAAAGAUUCCUUUAAAGACACCUCCAAAAGUGUCUUCAACUUCAUGUCAUGUUGUUUUGUGGCAGCAGUGUAAUGAUAGCAGAAAACUACAAGCAAACACUGUUGUUUUGUACAGUAGUUGGAAGUGUAUAUCAAAGCUGGGACUACCCCCCACAAGGGCGGUGCUACUGACUGAAGCUGUCUUUAGGCCAUUCCCAAAGGGGGGAUAUAUUAUUAACAUGUUCU